Messenger RNA from Loa loa (African eye worm), 990 nucleotides. RefSeq lists its product as hypothetical. Gene Ontology annotation, biological process: translation. Gene Ontology annotation, molecular function: structural constituent of ribosome. Bases 1 to 990 code for a protein of 329 amino acids. The transcript has 8 exons. Gene Ontology annotation, cellular component: ribosome. The record is from RefSeq and is a predicted model, not a curated record. NCBI's taxonomy places the organism in Eukaryota, Metazoa, Nematoda, Chromadorea, Rhabditida, Onchocercidae.
AUGACUCCGCUGUGUAGGAAUGCAAUGCUGUGCAGGAAUGCUUGUGGUAGGGUAAUGGUUGGAGAGCAUCGAAGUGUAUAUCUUACAACAGUAAAGCAGCAGAGUAGUAGGCCACGAUUUCCAUUCUUCAAUAAACAUAUGAAAGUGACUGAUCCAGCUCGUCAAAAUGCAGAUCAUUUCGAAAAAGUAGCAAAUGAAGUACCACUCGAUGAACGGUAUGUGGAUACGCUAACCGUUUUAUGGAAAGAAAAGAUAGGAAGCGAACGAGAAGUAAUGUUGAAAGAAAUUGACGAGAAUUCACCGAAAGCUAAUUAUGCAACAUUGGACUGGGAAGGAAUACCAGAAUCGGUGAAGAAGAUUUUCAGCAUUAAAUUUGGCGAAAGGCGAGAUUACUCAGAUGCAUGGAAAAAGGCUUUGAUUGAGAAAGUACAAAAGCAUGAACUCGAUAUGAACUCAUUAGAAGUGAAAAUUGCUUGGACAACUGGUAUAAUACGUUCGUGGACUUUGCUAGUAAAAGAAAUAGAUAAUAAACCAAAGAAACCAGCUCAUAUCGUACAUCCUCUUCACUUGAUGAUAGCAUUUCGUCGAAAACUGUUGCGGCAGUUACGCGAAGUGGAUACAGCAGCUUUUGAAAAAGUGUUAUCGGAAUUAAAAAUCGCUUAUCAUGUACCGAAACGUCCGGAGGAGCAGAUUGAAAAAAGACGAAAAGCGUGGGUGGAAGCUCUGUUGAAGGAAAGAAUUGCGAGGGAAAAAGAUAAUAAAAUGGAGCAGCUAAACAUGAAAUUUAUUGCUGAACGCAUACAGUUUGGACCUGAAAUAAAAAAGCGUCUAGAAGAAUUGGACGUUGAAGAAACAAAAAUCAACGCACGUCUGAAAGAACUUGCAGGGAUUCAAGGGGAAAUGCCGAAAAAACUACCAAAAUAUCAACCGAAGUUGAUAGAAGAAUUAUCAGAAAUAGCAGCUUAUGCAAUUUUAUAUCAUUAUCCCUGA